Molecule: messenger RNA, 1264 nt
Organism: Pygocentrus nattereri (red-bellied piranha)
Lineage: Eukaryota; Metazoa; Chordata; Actinopteri; Characiformes; Serrasalmidae
Exons: 7
Coding region: 357-743 (128 amino acids)
Source: RefSeq, a predicted model, not a curated record
AGGCCAGUUUCGAAUCCUAUAACAUUUAAAAUGGAAAAUUACCUUUGACACAGUUUUUCAGCCCAGCAUUAAGUCUGAUCUGCGUCUAGACUAAAGGGGUUUGGAGGUAGUUUAAAACAAAGCCUCUCUUGUUAAUGCCCAGGCUUGAAGCCACGGUCAAAUGCAGCGUCAGUCCUGCCUAUGCAUUUUCCAAAAUCCAGAAGGAAGAGAUCGGAUCAGUUUCCCGCAGUAUUUUGUCUCACUGUUUGAUGUUUGGGCUUCUGUUACUCUGCAUACAUGACUGUGGAUUUCAUGCAAAUCUAGUCUGCAGUUUAUUCUAAAGGACUACGCCAGAGGAUCGUCAGUGGUCAGUUAGUAUGCUCUCUGCCUGGGCCUGCGGUGUACUGCUCCUGGGGUUUAUUGUUGGAUCACCACUCCACCACAGUGACACAAAGAACAGCACAAGCGAUAAUGCGGUACCUCCCCAUCCAGUGAACUCCUCCAACGCUACUGUUGACUGUGAAGGCCCCUUCUGUGGUUCCUCCCAGAACAACACUGAGUCAGAAAAUGCUACAUUAAUUUCCAGUGGAAAAAGGAUGUUUUUCCAGCUUCCCUCCCAUGUGAUCAGAAGGUUUUCGGGGACUUCUCGAAAAGCAGGCUGCAUUUUACCUACGUGUGCCGUGCACCACCUGUCUGAGAAGCUCCAGGCUGGAGAUGAGUCAGCUGGAGAUACCCAUGACCCUUAUGGGAUAGGAAAGAGAUGAGGGCCGAAAAGGAGGAGGAUCUUUCUAACGCAUUUAUUCUGGAAAGAAAAAUGAAUUCAUUAAUAAUUUCAGGGCUGCAACAUUUUGGCAGCUGCGAUUUUGAUGAUGUAACAUAAGCCACCCAAGUAAGAUUAAAAGUUAUUCAUACUGGACGGUUCUGUUGAAAUGACCUUCCUUGUGUAUCAACUGCUCUUUUUUUUUCUUAAAUAAAAUGAUUUUCAGUUUUGUUUUAGUCAAGGGUAGAAUUUUUGAACAUAGUACAUCAUGUUUAGAUUUUUUCCUUAAAAACGAGAUAAAGCCUUAGAACGAAGUUUGAACACCACAGGCAAAAUUAGGUUUUGUUGAUUUUCUAAGUGAAAAUACAUUAACACAUCCUGAGAACAUAGUUCUACACAUUUUAGUACACAUUUCUUGCAGAGAACAUACUUAAAUAUUGAAUUUUCUGCAAGUUUUACUGCAAUGUUUGUUUUUGUUUAUUGUUUGUCUUUGUUAAUUUGACAUAUUAAAAAAUAUGAACCUUU